This is a messenger RNA of Staurois parvus, 1926 nucleotides long. Lineage: Eukaryota; Metazoa; Chordata; Amphibia; Anura; Ranidae. The record is from the annotation of a GenBank genome assembly.
AUGUCGGGGGGUCCGGCGGUACAGAUCAGCAUCGAGUCCUCGGCGGAGAAGCAGGUGCAGGAGGUGGGCCUGGAUGGCUCCGAGACCUAUGUACAGCCGCUGUCCAUGUCCCAGAACCUGGCCCGCCUAGCCCAGCGCAUAGACUUCCAGCAGGAGUCCGAGGAGGAGGAAGACGAGGUGGCCGGGCCCCGGGAGAAUGACUGGGGGGAGCAUGAGGACGAGGAGGGUUUGAUCAAGUUCCAGCCAUCGCUGUGGCCCUGGGACUCCGUAAGAAACCAUCUGCGUGGAACCCUGACUGAGAUGUGUGUAUUGUAUGAUGUGCUGACCAUAGUGAAGGACAAGAGGUACAUGCACCUGGACCCGGUCUCCCAGGAAGCUCUCACCCCUAAGCAGAAUCAGCACAGCCUUUUACUGGUUUCCAAGAGGAAAUCCCUCUUUGGGGCAGCACAGAUCCUCAUUAAAGGAGCCGAGCGUCUGUCCAAGUCUGUAGCAGAGAACCAGGAGAACAAGCGCCAGCGAGACUUUAAUUCUGAACUGCUGAGGUUACGGCAGCAUUGGAAGCUGAGGAAGCUGGGAGACAAAAUCCUGGGAGACCUGAGCUACAGGAGUGCAGGCUCGCUCUUUCCUCAUCAUGGAACAUUUGAAGUUAUAAAGAAUACGGACAUUGAUCUGGAUAAGAAAACCCCUGAGGACUACUGUCCACUGGAUGUCCAUAUCCCCAGUGAUUUGGAAGGCUCUGCUUAUUUAAAGGUUUCCAUUCAGAAGCAAUCACCGGACAUUGGUGACCUGGGCACAGUGAAUUUGUUCAGACGUCCUAUACCUAAAGCAAAACCAGGGACUCCACAUUGGCAGACGAAGCUGGAAGCUGCACAGAAUGUUCUCCUUUGUAAAGAAAUAUUUGCACAGUUGUCUCGUGAAGCCGUUCAAAUCAAAUCCCAAAUCCCUCACAUUGUCGUCAAGAACCAAAUUAUCUCCCAGCCAUUUCCUGGACUCCAGCUGUCCAUCUCCUUUUGCCAUUCAACAAAUGACAAGAAGUCUCAGAAAUUAUCUUCUGAAAAGACAAGUCCUGAAGAUAACCUUUACGUCCUCGAACACAACUUGCAUCAGCUCAUUAGAGAGUUUCACAAACAAACUUUAAGUAAUAUUGUGAUGCCACAUCCGGCCAGCGCUCCAUUUGGACACAAGAGGAUGCGUCUUGCCGGUCCCCAAGCCUUCGAUAAGAAUGAAAUAAACGCCAUGCAGCAGAGCGAGGGACUGCUGGAGAAAAUAAUCAAACAAGCAAAACACAUUUUUCUCAGACGCAGAACUGCACGCACAAUCGAUAGCCUGGCCAGCAGAAUUGAGGAUCCUCAGAUACAAGCUCACUGGUCAAGUAUCAACGAUGUGUACGAGUCCAGUGUGAAAGUCCUGAUAACAUCCCAAGGUUAUGAACAGAUAUGCAAGUCCAUUCAGUUGCAGCUGAACAUUGGGGUGGAUCAGAUCAGAGUUGUACACAGAGAUGGGAGGGUCAUCACACUGUCUCAUCAAGAACAAGAGCUACAAGACUUCCUCCUCUCACAGAUGUCUCAGCACCAGGUCCUUGCUGUCCAGCAGCUGGCCAAAGUGAUGGGAUGGCAUGUGCUAAGCUUUAGUAACCACGUCGGCUUGGGGCCAGUAGAGAGCAUUGGGAACGCCUCAUCUAUAACAGUGGCCUCCCCUAAUGGAGAUUAUUCUGUUUCAGUGCGAAAUGGGCCUGAGAGCGGCUGCAAGGUGAUGGUUCAGUUUCCCCGCUGUCAGUCUAAGGAGCUCCCGAAGAGUGACAUGUUACAGGAUAACAAGUGGCAAUACCUACGUGGACCUUUUAAAGAAGUUCAGUGGAACAAAAUGGAGGGCCGGAAUUUUGUCUAUAAGAUGGAAUUGCUAAUGGCAGCCCUAACGCCAUGCUAG